This is a messenger RNA of Ostrea edulis (European flat oyster), 6294 nucleotides long. RefSeq lists its product as uncharacterized. Bases 69 to 2483 code for a protein of 804 amino acids. Lineage: Eukaryota; Metazoa; Mollusca; Bivalvia; Ostreida; Ostreidae. Gene Ontology annotation, biological process: protein K63-linked ubiquitination; regulation of canonical NF-kappaB signal transduction; G protein-coupled receptor signaling pathway. The record is from RefSeq and is a predicted model, not a curated record. Gene Ontology annotation, cellular component: plasma membrane signaling receptor complex; membrane. Gene Ontology annotation, molecular function: zinc ion binding; G protein-coupled receptor activity. The transcript has 2 exons.
UCAGUAGCUGUGUUCCAGUAGAAUACGACGUAAGCGAGCCCAAUGGAAAAACUGGAGACAAAUAUGCCAUGGUGUCAUUUUGUUCAACGCAAAAUAAAACCGCAUCAAGAAAGAGCUGUUUUUUGCCAAUUGAUCAGAACAAUAUUUGGCACCAAGUACCGGUAUUCUCACGCCAUACAAAAGUUACAUAUGCUAGUAAACAAUGCUCUGAAUGUCACGGGGAGGAAGACAUCAUUCCAUGGUCGAUUGGUGUAUCAUGCCCCAGUGUUAUAGAUCUUAACACCUAUUCUGUAACCAGUGCCCUUUGGGAAGAUCUUAAACGUCAGAAUUGUUCCAUUUAUUUUACUCCACCACGAAAUAGCAACCUGAUUCCCUGCAAUAUCUCUCUUACUACUCAACAAAAUGUUGCCGGGAAGCAGGAGGAUUUGGAAUUAGGAAAUGUUGGCAAAAGUUCCAGGAAUCAGUAUGGUUAUUAUCGAAGAGUAUUCUGUAAUUUGUGUAUCACGGAGGCGAGACAAAGAGAAUUAAAUCUCUCUCAGUUGGACGAAAACAUCCUCCACAGAAACUGUAACAUGCAUACGUGUAUCGAAAUAGAUAGUAAACUAGACACGUUCGCUGAUUCAGAGACAGUAUUAUCCGAGGAGCGCAGAAAUUGUCUAACUUAUGGCUGUACAUUUCCUUCUUGGGAUAUUGUGUCAAAUUUCAAUAAUGUGUAUAAUGAAAGACCGGCAGAUAACUCAUCUCAUUACGUCGCACACGUGAAUUUUACGUCGCUGUGCGUUGAAAAUGAAGAAUACGAAACCUGGUGUGAAAACAAAAUUUAUGUUACCCGUUUACAAAAUAACUUAAACAGUCAUAGUUACCGCGAACUAUUUUCCAUCCUUGACAUGUCAGCGGAGGGAAAUGAACGCUUCUCUCCAGAAUGCAAAUUAGCAGAAAUAUAUGACCCCUACCAAAGAAAGUGUAGGAAACUUGUUUGUGCACCGGGGAAGACGUUACAGGGCUCCUCCUGUCAGCACCUUAUCACGCAUGCUCAGAAUGUCGCCUAUAACAUUGCCUUUGAAGUGCUGAUGGAUUCCGAUACUUCAAAUGAAACUUCCUGUGUGAUAUUUGAUAUUCUAAAAAGCGUUAUUCAAGAGGAAAUAUUUGAAGGAAAGGUGGAUUUUGCUGAAAUAUAUUAUCACCCUAUUAAAAAUAUCAAGUCAGAGGCUAAUGAAUUAUUGCAAAACACAAUGAAUGUGUAUAUAGGAUUAGAAAUAGGUAAUGACACAAAUCCCAUUCAUCGCAAACCUCUAGAAUUGCAUCUUUUAAAUCUAACACAUCUUACAGUAGACUACAAAGAGUUUCACUUUCGUUUUCAAGAAAAUGUAGAGUCGUGGUACCUUCCAUCACAACAGAAUGAAUUAUCAUUGAAGUUGAACUGCUCUGAUCCUAAUUUAAAUUCAGACAACAGGGCAUACUCAUUUGAUGUCACAAGCCUUCUUUUCUGUACCCAAAUUGAAUUGAAUUCUGAAGAAUUUGUUUUUUCAAAACACAGCCAACAAAUAGUUGUCGGCGUUCUUAACAAAAAGUUUGAUGCAACACAAUUUGGUAGAAAUGAAAACGGUAGCGUUCAAAUUUGUUCAGAUACGUAUUUACUAUUCGGGAGGGAACCAUCAACAUUGAAGCUGGCAUCUUAUAUUGUUUCCGUUGUAUGUACGAUCAUAUCACUGCUUUCUUUAUCACUGACUUUUCUGACGUUCUGUUUAUUUUCAGUUCUACGAAGUAUUCCUGGUAAAAAUGUCAUGUGUUUUACACUUUCUCUAUUCUUUGCCCAGUUACUUUUCCUAUUGCGAUCCGAGAAGAGGGAUGAAUUAACAUGCGCUCUGAUUGGUGGCCUGACUCAUUACUUUUGGAUCUCGGUUUUCACUUGUACUAAUAUUUCCUGUUUCCACAUGUUCAAAUUAUUUGUAAGAAAUUUGCUUUUUCGCAAUGAUAAGUCUUAUGAAAAAAGGUUAUUUGUGAAAUAUAUAGUUCUAUCUUACGUAUUACCAACAGUUCCUGUGGCGAUAAAUGUGAUCCUUCAUUUCAUCUUAUCAAACUCGUCAACAUUUGGAUAUGGUGGGGAAGUGUGCUUCCUGUCAAGUACUUUGGCUUUGGUUUUAACAUUUAUACUCCCGAUUAUCUUGCAGAUUAUCUUUAACAUAAUAAUGUUUUCAGCUACAUUCUAUUCUAUAAAAACCACCCCUAUUGUCGAAGACCGAAUAGAGAGAAGCGAUUUUUUGAUUUUCUUUAAAUUGUUUCUCCUUACUGGAAUAUCCUGGGUUCUUCUUGUCAUUGAUGGAUUUUUCGAGUUGUCCCCGUUCACAUUUUUGGCGAUAUUUCUUAAUGGAUCACAAGGUGUAUUUCUGUUCAUUGUUAACGUCUGCAAUAAAAAUGUUAUUAGCUUGUAUAAAUGUAAAUUGAGGGGGAAAAGUGACUCUGGCGAAAAUAAGUAUAUAUAACCAUGUAUCAUUAUUACGUUAUAAUCCAUGCAAACAUAUUCUAGUUACUUAGAUUUUGGUAAAUUCUCAGGAUAUUGAACGCUAACAUUCUCUAGAUUUUACACAGAUCUUAUAAUAGACUAUCUAUUAGCUAUAUAAUGAUAUCGGUGUGAAAACUUCAUUUUUGUUUUAAAGUAACAAACAAGUCUCGUAGUCAAUGUUUGAAUUUCAUUUUUAAAACACAGGUUCUCUUGACGUUUUAAAGAUAUAAAAUUUUAAAAGAUUGUCUUUCUCUAAAUAAACUAUUCACAAGGUAUAUCACGCCGCCAUCUUGGUUUUCUUUUUCGGUAAAAAGCUCGAUUUAAUAUGAUAAUUAGACCUCUACCAACCCCUACCGUUUAAAAGCAAUCCUGCCAAGGUAUUAUCCCUCGCAUAGUCAGGGUGAACUGGAAAUAAUUAUAGUCCAUUGUUAAGACCUUGACAGAGUUGCUUCUAUACCUGUACCUUGUGAACGGAACCAUUUUUUUUAUACAUGUAUAUAUUUUAGAAAAUCGAGAGUCUGAGUUUGAAUAUAAAUAAUGUUAAAAAUUUAGAAUAUAUACAGUUGGUGCCAAGGGAAUAAAAUUCUCUUAUUAAUUAAUUAUUUUGUUCAAGAACUCAAAAGUAUGAGAAAAUUAAAGAUCUUGAAAUUUUGAAACCAUGAGUUUGCCUGUAUUUAACAAAAUAUUACUUUCCGUUUCAUUCUGUGUAAAAUUAUCUCAAAACCAGGAUUCUUUAAAUGCUUGUAACUCCUGAUUGGAAAACUAGUAAAUGCAGAAGUGACUGUCAAGAAUGCUGAUUAUGUUUUUCAUCCCUUUUAAAAUUGCUAUUUUUAACUUUCCCAACUGCUUACAAUGCUUAUACUACUUCAUACAAUAGAUGUAUAAUUUUUAUAAUCAGUACAGGUUUUCUUAAACGUGGGAGAUUUAAAUUGGUAGGUAUUCCAAACCGCGAAAACAAUUAGUCACAACCAACCCCCGACCCCAACCGAUGAUAGUUAUGGGGAUCUCUUUUAUAGGUAUACACUGUAAUUCAAGACUGGAAUAGUUGAAAAUAGCCUAAUUUGUAAAAAUGUCAUAAAGUUGUUAGUGGAAUUCAAAAUUCUAACAAAUCAUGGAAAGAAUUCAUCAGCAUAGCGUACUGUAAACUCCAUCAUUGUACUGUAAACUCCAUCAUUGUACUGUAAACUCCAUCAUUGUACUGUAAACUCUGUUAUUAUGUUGUAAACUCCAUCAUUGUACUGUAAACUCUGUCAUUAUGCUGUAAACUCCUUCAUUGUCCUGUAAACUCCAUCAUUGUACUGUAAACUCCAUCAUUGUACUGUAAACUCUGUUAUUAUGUUGUAAACUCCAUCACUGUAUUGUAAACUCCAUCAUUGUACUGUAAACUCUGUCAUUAUGCUGUAAACUCCUUCAUUGUCCUGUCAACUCCUUUGUUGUACUGUAAACUCCUUCGUUGUACUGUAAACUCUGUCAUUAUGCUGUAAGCUCCUUCAUUGUACUGUCAACUCCUUCAUUGAACUGUCAACUCCUUCAUUGUACUGUCAACUCCUUCAUUGUACUGUAACCUGUCAUUAUGCUCUAAUCUCCUUAAUUGUACUGUCAACUCCUUCAUUGUACUGUAAACUCCUUCAUUGUACUGUCAACUCCUUCAUUGUACUGUCAACUCCUUCAUUGUACUGUAACCUGUCAUUAUGUUCUAAUCUCCUUCAUUAUACUGUAAACUCCUUCAUUGUAUUGUAAACUCUUUCAUUAUGCUGUAAAUACCUUCAUUGUACUGUAAACUCCUUCAUUGUACUGUUACCUGUCAUUAUGCUGUAAACUCCAUCACUGUACUGUAAGCUCCAUCAUUGUACUGUAAACUCUGUCAUUAUGCUGUAAACUCCUUCAUUGUACUGUAAACUCCAUCAUUGUACUGUAAACUCUGUUAUUAUGUUGUAAACUCCAUCACUGUAUUGUAAACUCCAUCAUUGUACUGUAAACUCUGUCAUUAUGCUGUAAACUCCUUCAUUGUCCUGUAAACUCCUUUGUUGUACUGUAAACUGUCAUUAUGCUGUAAGCUCCUUCAUUGUACUGUAGACUCCUUCAUUGUACUGUAAACUCUUUCAUUAUGCUGUAAACUCCUUCAUUGUCCUGUAAACUCCUUUGUUGUAUUGUAAACUCCUUCAUUGUCCUGUAAACUCCUUUGUUGUAUUGUAAACUCCUUCGUUGUACUGUAAACUCUGCCAUUAUGCUGUAAGCUCCUUCAUUGUACUGUAAACUCCUUCAUUGUACUGUAAACUCCUUCAUUGUAUUGUAAACUCCUUCAUUGUACUGUCAACUCCUUCAUUGUACUGUAACCUGUCACCAUGCUCUAAUCUCCUUCAUUAUACUGUAAACUCCUUCAUUGUACUGUAAACUCUUUCAUUAUGCUGUAAACACCUUCAUUGUACUGUAAACUCUUUCAUUGUACUGUUACCUGUCAUUAUGCUGUAAACUCCUUCAUUGUACUGUAAACUUCGUCAUUAUGCUGUAAACUCCAUCACUGUACUGUAAACUCCAUCAUUGUACUGUAAACUCCUUUGUUGUACUGUAAACUCCUUCGUUGUACUGUAAACUCUGUCAUUAUGCUGUAAACUCCUGCAUUGUCCUGUCAACUCCUUUGUUGUACUGUAAACUCCUUCGUUGUACUGUAAACUCUGUCAUUAUGCUGUAAACUCCUUCAUUGUCCUGUCAACUCCUUUGUUGUACUGUAAACUCCUUCGUUGUACUGUAAACUCUGUCAUUAUGCUGUAAGCUCCUUCAUUGUACUGUCAACUCCUUCAUUGUACUGUCAACUUCUUCGUUGUACUGUCAACUCCUUCAUUGUACUGUCAACUCCUUCAUUGUACUGUAACCUGUAACCUGUCAUUAUGCUGUAAACUUCAUCAUUGUACUGUAAAUUCUGUCUUUAUGCUGUCAACUCCUUCGUUGUACUGUAAACUCUGUCAUUAUGCUGUAAACUCCUUCAUUGUACUGUAAACUCUGUCAUUGUACUGUAAACUUCGUCAUUAUGCUGUAAACUCCAUCAUUGUACUGUAUAUUCCUUCAUUGUACUGUAACCUGUCAUUAUCCUGUAAACUCCUUCACCGUACUGUAAACACCGUCGUUGUACUGUAAACUCCUUCAUUAUACUGUAAACUCUUUCAUUAUACUGUAAACUCCUUCAUUAUACUGUAACCUGUCAUUAUGCUGUAAACUCCUUCAUUGUGCUGUAAACUUCGCCGUUGUGCUGUAAACUCCGUCCAUGUACAGUAAACGCCGUCAUUGUACUGUAAAAUUCGUCGUUGUACUAUAAACUCCUUCAUUAUACUGUAAACUUCAUCAAUGUACUAUAAACUACAUCAUUGUACUGUAAACUCUGUCAUUGUGUUGUAAACUCCGUCAUUGUGCUGUAAACCCCUUCAUUGUGCUGUAAACUCUUUCAUUGUCGCGAGGGGUCCAAUUUCUCAUUGUAACUUAUUGUAAACUUCGUCGUGAGGGAUCCAAUUUGUCGGUUGGUAAACGUUAGUUAAAUAUUACAGAGUAUAUUUAUACCAAAGUAUAUAAGAUACAUUUGUAUAUUUCACAAUGACUUCAUAGAUCACGUGGACCAAUAGCGCAUGUAUUCGCGUGCUCAAGAAGCCAUCUAUGUAAACCAAACUACAACUGUUUUCAUACAUGUACAUGUACAUAUAUAUAUGUAUCAUUAAUAGGAAAACAAGCAUUUCUUUUCUAUUAUACAUGUCAAUUUAAAUGUUUUCAUAGUUUGAAUAAAUUUUAAGUAAACCAGUCAU